AUGGAAGAAAAUAAAAUAAUACAAAACGAAAUAGUCAAUGAAGGAGAUAAUGAAGUAAAAGUAAUGAAUGAAGAAGAGAAUGAAAAGGAAAAAGUGAAAUUGAAAGAAAUAGAAACAGAAAUUGAGGAAAAGGAAGAGAAAAAAAAUAUAGAAGAAGAUAUAAAAAUACAUGAACAAAUGAAGGAUAAUGAUCAAAUAGAAGAUGAAGAGGAUGAAGAAAACGAGAGUGCAAAAGAUAUGUUAUUAAAAAAAAGAAAGAAAAAAGACAAGUAUAAAUCAUCGUACAUAGAUACUGAAGCUCAAGAAGAUGAAGAAGAUAUAGAAUAUAGAGAAAGUCGAAAAAUAAAAAAACAUGGGCAAAAAAAAAGGAGAUUAACAAAAAAUAAAUAUAUAUCUACAUUUUUAGAUACUGAAGCUCAAGUGGGAGAUGAUGAAGAAGAAGAGGAUUAUGCCAGUUCCUAUAUUGAUGAAUUUGAAGAGGCAAAGAAAUUAGAAAAGAAAAAAAUGUAUGAAACUCGUUUAAAAAGUGGAACUAAUCAUUUAGCUCAAGCGAUAAAUAAAUUAUCACAAAGAUAUGAAAAUGAAAAGGAAAUAAAAGAGGAUACAUUAACUGAUGGAGAAACAUUAACAGAUGAAGAAAUGUCAGGUGAAGAAUAUUUUGAUGAAGGAGAAUGUUUAAGUACUUUUGAUAGUCCCAAAAUGUGGUUAAUAAAACUAUUUAAGAAUAAUAUAGAAAGAAAUUUAGCAAUUGGUAUUUAUUAUAAGUAUAUGAAACAAAAAGAUAAUGAUUAUAAUAUUAAAGGAAUAUACGUUUCCGAUAAUUUAAAAGGUUAUAUAUAUAUAGAAGCGGACAGUUUAUAUAUGUUAAAAAAAUUCUUAUUAGGAUUCAAAUUUAUUAAUUUAAAUGAAAUAUCAAUUGUUCCUGUUCAAGAAUUAACUUCUAUAUUUGCUAUGUGUCAUUCUAAGGUAAUUAUACCAAAAGUAAAUGAAUAUGUAAGAAUAAAAAGAGGAGUUUAUAUGAACGAUAUAGGUCAAAUUUUUGAAGUGCAUGAAAAAGGAAUAUAUGCAAUAGUCCGAUUAAUACCAAGAAUAUCGUAUGAUAAAUAUAAUAAUUUUAAAAAGGAUAACUACAAUAAUAUGUCUUCCGUAAAUAGAGUGAGUUCAACAUUAGAUGAAAAUAAUAAAAAUGAUUCUUAUUAUUUGAAUGAUAAAUUAGACAUAAACAGAAAUGCAAUUUUGUCGAAAUCUCAUAAUGAAAAUAUUAUAAACGAAAAGAAUGAUAUAUUAGAUGAAGCUUUACAAUUUAGGAGAAAAAAAAAAAAAGAAAGACCUCUAAAAAAAUUUUUUGAUAGAGAAGAAAUUGAACAAAUAGGAGGUGUUAUUGAACAUGGUCCAUAUCCUAGAACUAUCAAGUAUCAAAAUAAUAUAUUUGAAGAAAAUGGAUAUUUAUUAAAGAAAAUGAAUAUAAAAUAUUUAAUUAGUGAGAAUGCUAACAUAACAUUAACAGAAAUAAGAGAUUUUAAUAAGAAUAAUACCAAUGAAGAAGAUAUAAAUUUACAUCUUAGUAAAUCUUUUAUAAAUAAAAAUUCUUUACAUUUAUUUAAAAAAAAUGAAAGAGUAAAAAUAUUGAAAGGAGAGUUAUAUAAUUUAAUAGGAACAAUAACAAGUGUUAAUGAAAAUGUGCUAACAGUAAAUCCGGAUAAUUUAGCAAAAGAAUUUAAAUUUUUACCUUCUGAUGUUACAAAGUAUUUUAACGAAGGAGAUAAUGUAACAGUAAUAAAUGGAAUACAUAAAGGAAAAAGUGGAUUAAUAUCUUUAUUAGAUUAUAAAGAAAAUGUUGCACUUAUAUUUUCACCUUCAUUAAACACAGAAUUGAGAUCAUCUAUACAAGAUUUAGCUUUGUCUACUAACAAUAGUGAAGGAUUAGGUGGAGUAAAUACACUAAAUGGAUUUUCAAUAGGAGAUUUAAUUGAAUUGAGUGAUAGACAAAUAGGAGUUUUAACCUAUAUAGAUAAGAAUAAGCAUAUUCGUGUAUUAACGAAUAAUAAUAAGAUAUUACAUACUACUAUAGGUGCCAUAACAUCUAAAAGGUCAGCUAUAGGACAGGUAUGUAAAGAUGAGAAUAACAAUGUUAUUCAAGCUAAAGAUACUAUACAAAUAAUUAGGGGAAUUCAUAAAAACAAAGUAGCUGUGGUUAAUUAUAUAUGGAAAAAUAAAAUUUUUGCAAAAAUAAAUAGAAAGAUUGAGGAUAAUGGUUUUGUUGUUGUAGAUUGUGAAAAUUGUAUUUUAUCAGGCAAUAAAAAUGAGAAAAAAAAAGUAAUAACACAUAAUAAUUUAUUUAGAAAUAAUAAUUUUUUUAAAAAAAAUAACUUCCAAUCAUUUAUUGGAAAAACAGUCAAGAUAUUAACGGGAGUUUAUAAGGGAUUGUUGGGGGAUGUUAUUGAUGCAGAAAAAGACGAGUUUACUUUACUUUUAAAAAUAAAACCUAAAACUGUAAGGCAAAAGAGAAUAGAAUGUGCUAUUGCUGAUGCUUACAAAGAUCAAAACAUAUUUGAUGAAAAAUUUAAUGGAAAUGAAAACAUAAUUGAUUCUCAAAAAGGUCUAGAAAAAAUGGAAAAAAACCAAAGGUCAGAAAAAAAAAUGUAUGAUUCUUAUUACAGUGAAUAUCAAAAAAGAAAUUCAGAUAAAAGAAGGGGUGAUUUUAAUGUAAAAUAUGAAGAAAAGUAUUCAAGUUAUAACAAAUAUAAAGAAAAAGAUAUUAAUUAUGAUAAUGAAAAAAAAAAAAAAAACUAUGAAACUAAUAAAAAUAAAAAUAAUCAGAAUUAUGUAGAAGAUUGGAAUUAUGAAAAUGAUAAACAUAAUGUAAACUCAACUAUAUCUAAUAAAAAUGAAAACACAUAUAUUAAGGAAGAUAAUCAUACAUCAUAUAAUAAAAAUUAUGAUAAUAAUUAUAAUAAACAUAGUGGCAAUUCGAAGAAAUUUUAUAAAAGGAAUGAGGAAGAUCGUUAUAAAAAAAAUAAAAAUGAAGAAAGUAAAAAUUAUAAUAAAAAAAAAGAUCAUAUGAGUAAAGAAUAUAAUUUAAAAUAUGAAGAAGAUAAGAAUUAUGUUUGUAAUUUUGAUGAGGAAAUUAAAAAAGAAAUUAAAAAGGAUUUAAAACAAGAAGAUGAAAAAAAAAAGCAAAAAAAUGCACAAGAUAUCGAGAAAAAAGAAGACACUAGCAAACAACAUAGCAUAAUAGAUGAUAAUGAUAAUAAUCAAAAAGAUCCUAUAUGGUUAAUUGAAGGAGUGAUGGUAAAGGUUAUUACACCAGGACAAUUUUUUAAUGAAAUUGGAAGAAUUAUGAGUAUAACAAAAAAGAACUCUUAUGUUAUUUUAAAAAUUCAAACAGAAAAAACAUCUUUUAGUAUAGUUUCAGAUGCAGUUGUUCCUUUAAAGCCAGAGAAAAAAAAUGAUCAAGUCAUAAUUCUGGAUAACGGAAAAACAAUAGAAGGGUUAGUAAUAGAUAUUCAUAAUAAGGAAGUUCAGGUUAAUACAAUACAUGGAAAUAUAACAUCUCAUCUAGAAAAUAUGUUUUUGUAUAAGAAAUAUUUUUCAUAA
Molecule: messenger RNA, 3597 nt
Organism: Plasmodium gallinaceum
Lineage: Eukaryota; Apicomplexa; Aconoidasida; Haemosporida; Plasmodiidae
Gene: SPT5
Product: transcription elongation factor SPT5, putative
Exons: 1
Coding region: 1-3597 (1198 amino acids)
Biological process (GO): translation; regulation of transcription by RNA polymerase II; transcription elongation by RNA polymerase II
Cellular component (GO): DSIF complex; ribosome
Molecular function (GO): structural constituent of ribosome; mRNA binding
Source: RefSeq, a predicted model, not a curated record